This is a messenger RNA of Acanthaster planci (crown-of-thorns starfish), 1875 nucleotides long. Its product is annotated as transmembrane protein 185A-like. Lineage: Eukaryota; Metazoa; Echinodermata; Asteroidea; Valvatida; Acanthasteridae. The record is from RefSeq and is a predicted model, not a curated record.
AAGUGAAAAAUUGCACAGCACAGGUUGCUCAAUCUCACUCUCAGAGUCUCAAAUCUGACGUUCAGAAUUACGAUUAUGGUCCCAGAAAAUAAAUCGUAGGAGGAUGAAUUUGCGAGGUCUUUUUCAGGACUUUAAUCCAAGUAAAUUCUUGGUGUACAUUUGUCUACUGCUAUUUACAUUACUCUUCGCGUUGCGGUUGGAUGGAUAUAUACAGUGUACCUACUGGGUGGUGUUUCUCCCUCUCUGGUUUUGGAAGGUCAUGGUCAUUACAGGGGCUGUGGUUGCUGGCUUUGUGUGGUGGAGGCAUCCAGCUUACCGAGUUGAGGGUGAAGGUUACGUGGACAUGAAGGCCAUCAUCAUCUGCCUGUGUCUCAACUCUCUCCUCCUCAUCUUUGAGAUCCUGGCCUGUGACCAGAUGGACAGCUUGAAGGGCGACAGGCAGCUGGUAGGGAACCACCUGUGGCUGGUAGUCUUCAUGCCGCUGUUCCUGACCUCUCCCAUGUCCAUCGCGGCCUGCGUGUGGGGCUUCAGGCAUGACAGGGGUUUANAGCUGGAAGCCAUGUGUUCAAUUAACGUCUUACAGUUCAUCUUCAUUGCUCUCAAACUGGAUGAGAUAAUUACAUGGAGUUGGUCGGUUGUAUUUAUACCCAUUUGGAUCCUCAUGUGCUUACUGUGCCUUAUAGUUCUUUAUUACAUCGUCUGGUCCAUCCUUAUACUCCGAGCCACUGAGAUCAUGGCCGAACAACGAAGAGCCCAUCUCAUGGCUGCCUUCACAGCUAUGGCAUUGGUCAUACCACUGUUAACAUUUGAGAUUUUACUAGUCAAUCGCUUGGACCGUAUCACAAGUCAUCCCUUUGUGGCAGUUUUCUCACCGUUCUACAUCUCCCUGCUGGUGCUCAUUCCAACGUCGUUUGGACAAAGGGGCAGCAACCACUGGUGGUUUGGAAUAAGAAAAGACUUCUGCACAUUCCUACUGACUACGUGCCCCUUUCUGAGAGAGUACGGCAAUAUUUCUUACAAAAUGGAAGUCGUGGAUCGCGUGACACCGCCCGACGAACAGGACAUCAACAGAGAGAUGUAUACCACCUCAAUACGGGCCGUCAUGGACCACUCCACAAAACUCAUAGUGCCCAUUGUCGCAAUUGAGAUGCCUGACUGAUAGCAUUCAUGCCCCAGGAACGUUCCAUGCUUCCAGGAACGUGAAACAGUGAGUGAAGCUUGAAAAGGAUCAGCUCACGAGCUCCCAGUGAGGUUGAAUAUGUACGUUUGAUCAUCAGAUAUUAACUGUCUGGAUACAGUGUUGAGGCAGAUACAAAGAUACAGACAGGUACCCAUCCUCAAGUGUAUCAUACCAGUAACAGCUGCGAGCACGUAUGAAGUAACUGUACACUGUAUAUGUGCCUUUUUCCUUCUGCUGUCAUGUGCGACCUAAUUGAUUGCUUGGAUAAUAAGCGGCACAAGACUUGUUCAUCCUUACAAGGGGCCUGUUACAUAGACUUGCCAAGCACUGAAAAAUGUACGGAAUGCUGGGCAAAAUCAAGUUACCAGCCAAAGGCACCAUGCAAAGUAUGUUACUGGAGACUGGCUAUUUGCUGAUUUUUGCUGAGCACAGAAAUGAGUUCAGCAGUGUUUUCUGUCUUGCAGAUCUACGGUAUGAAAUGAGGCUCAGCCAGCAAGUUCACAGGCACCAAAAAAUUUCCUGAGAUCAUUGGAUUUCUCCUACAUGUACAUGUUUGUCACUGUUAAAUAAUCUUUUCUCUGUUUUUGAAAGUGUUGAUCUCUCAUUUUGAUAGGAAGCCUAUCUUUAGAUUACAUGUACGUGCUCAAGGACAUUUUAACCACUUGCUGCCGGGGAACCCCGUUUCGAGCACCAUG